CCCUGCCCCCACCCAUACCUCCAAAUAUUUGGGAGAGAAGAUGGGUGAGCAGAAUUCUUCCUCCGUGGCCUAGUCUGGCCCGGGUAUGGAGAGGACAGUAGACAUUUGAAGUGGAAAAUAAACUGGAGCAGAGGGUGGUCAGGAAGUGGGUAAGUGAUUAGAGGUUGGGAGUCCAGGGAAGGACUUCCUCUGGGUGCUGAGGAAGCAGGAAUGGGGAGGAUCACAGGUGGGCUGGAGAGUCCUCAGGAAGGACCCGCGGCUGUGUUGGAAGGAUGCUCGGGCACUGGACAGAGUGGGCUUUCAGAUGACGUUACUGGACUGCCUGGGUUAUGCUGAGAGGCUGAUGCUCCCUCUGCCCUUCAUUGCUCCACCCCCGCUCCCACACUGGGUCAGUAUUUAUGUGUCCUGGACCUAGAGAGGCCCCUGGAAUCGCCACUGUCCCGGCUCUUCUCUCCCUGUCCCGCCUUCCCCGCCGCCCGCCCCACUGGCCAGUCCCCACGCCCACACGCCCAAGGCUGCCUCAUCUGGCACUGAUUAUCCCCGCUGCUGCUGCUGCCGCUGCCGCCGCUGCUGCUGCUGCUGCUACACUCAGCUGCUGCCUCUGUCUUGAGGACCCCAGUGCCUCUCCCUCGGGCCAUGCUGCCUACUACCACAGCCUCCCUCUUGGGGCCCCUCCUCACUGCCUGGGCUCUGCUGCUGCCUUUCACCCAGGGCCAGAGCCCCAACUACACCAGACCUGUGUUCCUGUGUGGAGGGGAUGUGACUGGGGAGUCGGGUUACCUGGCAAGCGAGGGUUUCCCUAACCUCUACCCCGCCAAUAAGGAGUGCGUCUGGACGAUAACGGUCCCUGAGGGCCAGACUGUGUCCCUCUCCUUCCGAGUCUUUGACCUGGAGCUGCACCCAUCCUGCCGUUAUGACGCUCUGGAGGUCUUUGCCGGGCCUGGAACCUCAGGCCAGCGGCUCGGACGCUUCUGCGGGACCUUCCGGCCAGCGCCCUUAGUCGCCCCCGGCAACCAGGUGACCCUGAGGAUGACAUCGGACGAGGGCACGGGAGGACGAGGCUUCCUGCUCUGGUACAGCGGGCGGGCCACCUCAGGCACUGGCCCCCGCCCAGGCGCGAGGCGGAAAUGGGUCACCGACCCGCGGGUGGAAUGGGCGGCCUGGGGUUACUGGGACGAGCACCAAUUUUGCGGGGGGCGGCUGGAGAAGGCCCAGGGAACCCUGACCACGCCCAACUGGCCCGAGUCCGAUUACCCCCCGGGCAUCAGCUGUUCCUGGCACAUCAUCGCGCCCCCGGACCAGGUGAUCUCACUGACCUUCGGGAAGUUUGACCUGGAGCCCGACUCCUACUGCCGCUACGAUUCGGUCAGCGUGUUCAACGGCGCCGUGAGCGACGACGCCAAGCGGCUGGGGAAGUUCUGCGGCGACACAGCCCCGGGUCCCAUCUCCUCCGAAGGGAACGAGCUCCUCGUCCAGUUCGUCUCGGACCUCAGCGUCACGGCCGACGGCUUCUCGGCCUCCUACAGGACCCUGCCGCGGGGCGCCACCGAAGGAGGGCCAGGCCCGGGCCCCAAGCCCGGAGUCGGGCCCAAAGUCAAGCCCGAAGUCCCACCUGAGCAGAAACCGAAGGCCGCGCCUAAGGCAGAGGCAACUCCGGUGGGCCCCGAUGCACCCAGUGUCUCCUGCCCAAAACAGUGCCGGCGGGCAGGCACCUUGCAGAGCCACUUCUGUAACAGCGACCUGGUGGUGACGGGAAUGAUGAAGUCCAUGGUUCGGGGCCCAGGGGAGGGCCUCACAGUCACUGUCAGUCUCACUGGUGUUUACAAAACCGGAGGCCUGGACCUGCCCUCUCCCCCCACUGACACCUCCCUGAAGUUCUAUGUGCCCUGCAAGCAGUGCCCCCCCAUGAAGAAAGGAAUCAGUUAUCUGCUGAUGGGCCAGGUGGAAGAAAACAGAGGUCCGAUCCUUCCUCCAGAGAGCUUCGUGGUUCUCUACCGGCCCACCCAGCACCAGAUCCUCACCAACCUCAGCAAGAGGUGCCCUUCCAAGCCUGUUCAGGCUGCUGGAUCCCAAGCCUGAGCCCAGGCCAGCCUCCGGACCCUGGCCCUAGGGACCCCUUUCUUAUCCAAAUAAAUGUUUCUAGACUUGA
Molecule: messenger RNA, 2149 nt
Organism: Lagenorhynchus albirostris (white-beaked dolphin)
Lineage: Eukaryota; Metazoa; Chordata; Mammalia; Artiodactyla; Delphinidae
Gene: PCOLCE
Product: procollagen C-endopeptidase enhancer
Exons: 10
Coding region: 637-2079 (480 amino acids)
Molecular function (GO): protein binding
Source: RefSeq, a predicted model, not a curated record